CCAUGAAAUCCUCUCACCGAUUCAGCUACUCCUCAUCUUCAACCUCCACCCUCGUCUAUACUCUUCACUCUGAUUCUCCUCUGCCACCUCAAGAAUCCAAACAGAUCCCCGCCGACGACAACACCCCAGUCACACUCACCGUCCACCUCCCCCAACCCCAUGCCGCCCUCAAGAUUCAGUCGGUUUACCGAGGUGGAGUCAUCCGCAACCUUUACAAGCAGGUCUCAUCGGUGAACUACGAGGCCAACCGUCUACAACAAUUAAUCCAACGGCAGGAAACAUUGGACUCCAUCGAGAAGGAGAAGCUGAGGAUAAACGAGACCCUGAUGGGUCUUCUACUGAAACUAGACUCGGCGCCGGGGAUCGAUCCGACGGUGAGGGAAGCGAGGAGGAAAGUGAGCCGUAAAAUCGUGGGGUUGCAGGAGAUUGUGGAUGGAAUAUCGGAAGCGAAAAUGGAGGGCGAUGACGAGUAUUACGGAGGGUGGGGGCCUCGUGCGAUAUUGUCGAUGAAGGAUUGGGAUGAAGCGGUGGAGGAGAUGGAGGAGGAGCUCUGCAAAGAGAGAGGUGGGCUGGAGAUGGAGAGGUACUGCGCCCAAUACUUGGGCUUUAGAUGCUUGCAGAGGUUCCUCCGGGAAUGAUCAUAUUGUCUACUCU
Messenger RNA from Hibiscus syriacus, 654 nucleotides. RefSeq names its product BAG family molecular chaperone regulator 5, mitochondrial. Gene Ontology annotation, biological process: protein folding. The transcript has a single exon. Lineage: Eukaryota; Viridiplantae; Streptophyta; Magnoliopsida; Malvales; Malvaceae. Gene Ontology annotation, cellular component: plasmodesma. Bases 3 to 638 code for a protein of 211 amino acids. Gene Ontology annotation, molecular function: protein-folding chaperone binding. The record is from RefSeq and is a predicted model, not a curated record.